Fundulus heteroclitus (mummichog) is the source of this 5362-nucleotide messenger RNA. Its product is annotated as serine, glycine, tyrosine and glutamine-rich protein. Gene Ontology annotation, cellular component: membrane. NCBI's taxonomy places the organism in Eukaryota, Metazoa, Chordata, Actinopteri, Cyprinodontiformes, Fundulidae. The record is from RefSeq and is a predicted model, not a curated record. Gene Ontology annotation, biological process: protein homooligomerization. The transcript has 2 exons. The coding region runs from base 291 to 1430 and encodes 379 amino acids.
AAAAAAGUCUCUAAAACCAUCACUGCGUUUACAUGUUUUCCACCCCCAUCAGCACCUCAUCGACAUGGGACGAUGGAAAAUUAGUCAGGUUAAGCCCCGCCCUCACUGCCUGAAUCCACGCGACCCUUUUUUCCCUUUCUGUAUCCACGCGACCUACAUCUCUGGUGCGCGAGGCGUUACGUCAAUGGGGAAAAGACAACGGGCUGUUAUCGAGAAGGACCUGGACGCUUCUUGAACGACAAAACAAGGCGAAUAUAGGGCUUCCGAGACGCUGACAUCCAAGUGUGAAGAUGCAGCUUAAGUCAUCUCUACUUGGCCUGUUGCUUCUUUUGUUUCACUUCCCUUUCCUGUUGGCCAAAAGAGGAGGAGGAGGAGGAGGAGGAGGAGGUGGAAGGGGCCGGGGAGGGAAAAAGUGGUCUACAUCCAGCCGAGGUGGCACUAACAGCAACACGGGAUACAAAAAUAAUCAGGGCUCCGCUUCUCAGGCUGGAAAUCCGAAUCAGCCUGGACAAGCACCCGGAGGGGGGGCUUGGUAUCCAGGUGGUUACCCCAGGCAGCAGGCUGGAGGCUACUAUCCAGGAGUGCAGUCGCCGUAUGGAGCAGGAGGUAAUAGAGGGUACCCGGGUGGAUACAUCAAUGUCAACCCAAAUAACAAGAUUCUGAGCCCAGGCUACGGUGGUAGCUUUGGUUAUGGAGGAUAUGGCUCACGGGGCGGCUCUCCCUUUGCCCAGUCGGUCCAGAGAAUGGGUAGAUUUCCCGAUAGGAAGUCCACAGGGUUCGGCCGCAGAGCAGCGAUUGCAGCGGGCGGCGGCGCUGUGGUGGGAAUGGCUCUGGGCUUCGGGUUGGGAAGGUUCCCCCGGCCCUAUUUUCAGUUCCGCAACCCCCAAGAGGAGUAUUACUACAACAACUACAUGUACAGCAAAUAUGGUACCCGCUCCACUGACGCCAAUGACUACAGUAGAGACUAUCGCUACCGUACGCCCCCAGAGAGAUACGGCGACUACAUGGACUCCUGCAUGUGGAGGACCGACCUCCUGUCCACGGAGAAACCGGAGGCCAACAAUGAACCAGCCGCCAGCCCCUGGAACGACACCACCGCGGACACAGGCGGCAACGCGACAAGGACCAACAGCAGCGGCGGCGCGGGAAGCCCAGCUUCCCCCACACCUUUAAGCCCGUCUUCACAGGGCCUCAGCAGCACCGGAGAGGACGACACCGUCAGCAUCGUGGAGAUUGGCUAUCCGGCGCUGAUCGAGCAGGUGAAGGCCAGGAAAUGCUUGGAGCUUUUCUUGGUUUACUCUGAGAAAUACUUAGUGAGACAAACUGGAGGCGCUCAAGGGCUGACGUUGUCCCUGCAGGGGCUUUUAUCUGUCGCCUUCGGUACAGCAGUGAUGGUAAUUAAUAGCAACAUGAUAAUGUUCCUGCACUGAUACCUUUAAAAAAAAAAAAAAAAAAAAACUUUAAAUUGAUUUGGAAUCUGCGAUCCCCCCGAAAAACUGGAAAAAUAGAAGAAUUGAAGCUUCUUUUAAGGGGUUUUCCUUCUUUUUAACAGAGUAGCCGUGGACCAGUGUGAGGUUCCCAUGGUAUAGCACAAUUAUUUAAAAUGAAAAUGUAUUUAAAUCAAAAUGAAAAAGCAGCAGUUAUUCCUACUGCUGCUAAAGUAAUUGCAUUAUUAGUCAUAAUAAUGUUACCAGGUGAAUAUAUUUAUUGCAAUUUCUCAUGCAGGAUAAUUAACCUUUUUGCUGUUCUUCUUAAAGAGUAACACGAGCUCAUGUUAGCCCUUUAAUUGCUCAGGCUAUCUGCUCUCGUAGCCACUCUGCAGCUCGCUGAUUCACAGAGACGCCACUCAGAGCUUGCUAGCUGAAAUAAGCCUGCUGGGUGGGGGAUCCUUUUGUUUCCAUGCCAUGGCGGUCCAUGAUCUCAGGACCAAGCAGCCAAACUUGUCUUUCUGUUGUAGUAGCCUUCUUUCAGCCAGCUGCUGUUACUCUACGCUUCAUACAGCCAGAGGAAACUGGUGAGCCGAGCUCUUUCCCUGACAUCAGACUUUAAACCAUACGAACGGUAUACUGGGCUUUUAUUUAACUUUGGUAUGUUUGUCUAUUAGAAACAAAGUCUAAGUUUUCACUAAGGGGCACUAAAGUGAAACGUCAACCUUAGUCAUUCUCCAAUUUUAGUUAUUUCUGUUUCUCUUGAUCUCCCCCCACCCUAGACAACUGGAACUGGAUGCUUUUAUGUUUUUCAACAGAAACUGGUUGGUUGCCUUACUAACAUGGGUACUUGGGUUGUUUAAAGCAAAGGCUGAAUAUGCAGAUAUCCACAACAAAAUUGCUCAGGUGUUUUUUUUUAAAGUGUCAGAGAUUCCAGUCACACUCCGACAAAGAUAAUAAAUCAACACAACGCUGCAUUUAUCCCAAUAUAAUGCAGUUCUGCAAAUCCACAUUAGGCCAUGGACAGAAAUCUGGGCCCAUCAGUACAAUGUGCGCAUCUAGCUUCGGAAUAUCACGAUAUAAAGUUGUGAUAAAUUGUAUAUUUGUGACUGAAGCUGGUGCAGCUUUGGAAGAUCGAAUACAAACCAUCUUCUGGAGGCAUAAAGCUAUAGCCUGUGCCUGUUGAGUUACAAAUAGAGACAUUGGCACAGUGUUUGCACCUCACACUUAGCGUCAAAUCAAACCGGUUAUUAGCAUUCCACAGCAUCACAAACCUGAAUAAUUAAUACGUUUCUUCUCCACCGCUGGAGAUCUUUCUCAUUACAUGAAAUGUGCUGCAGCAGUCAAACAAUGCACUGCUUAGGAAAACGAGCCCAAUAAUGGUUUCACCACAAAGCCGCAGCAUAAAAAGCGGCCUCUGAAAUCCAUUUAGGUUGUAAUGUGUUUAGUGGUUGGGGCGCCGCCUGACUGCUGCUUCCUGACUAAAGUUAUGCAGAGCAUCCAAGAGUUGCCUCUGCUUUCCGUCUCAGGUUACACCAUUGAUUUAAAAGCAGGAAGGGAUUUAGUAAAACGACGACAUUAUUAUUAUUAUCAUUAAAACUAAACCACGUCUAACCGACCAACUGUCAUCUGCUGGCAUUUAUUUGAUUUAAAUUCCUGUAAUAAUGAUGUCAGACAUACUUUGGACCUUUCCCAAACACUUGCAGACUCUUUGUGUCUUUCCUUGCUUUGUUGCUAACUUCGUCCUCCGUCUGCAGCCGCCUGUGGCUGCCUAAGUGCUCUUAAGCCCUUUAGGUACCAUAUCUGAGCCCGACCCAAUAGAACGUGUCUUACAUUAUCAGCUUUUGUGCACUACGGUGUGUUUUUGCAUGCCGUAGAUGUUUCUCUCCAACGCCCACAGAGGUUUUUUUUGCCAGUUUUAUUCACAUCACAGCACAUUUAAGAUGUAUCUUUAAUCUAAAACAUUUAGCUUGGCCAUUAUGCAGUUUUUAGCUUAAUGUUUAUUACAUUUUAAGGUUUUAUACAUUAUAAGGAAGCAAAUGUAACAAUCAGAAGCAAACAUGUUUUUUUUUUUUUUUUUCCAUCGGGUGAUUGUUCCUUUUUUUUUUUUUUUCUUUAAGGUUUGAGUUUUACAUCUGAAAGUGAAUAAAAAAUAAAAAGCCCUCCACGUUUCAGUGCCACUGCUGGUAAAAGUGAUUAGAAAGCCUUGAACUAAAUUAAUCUUUGAUUGCAGCAUCAGCAGCAUCUCUCCAUCCAUCUUUGCUGGGGUCCCGCUCACCUUCGUAGGGUCACUGGGGUCCUGCAGUCGUUGGACAAUAAUCCUCUAUAAUCUUUCAGGAAAAUUUUUUUAAUAGAAUCCUACCUUUUCAUUUUAGCACGUUUACUAAUUUUGGUAAAAAAAAAAAAAAAAGACGUUUAAGGAAUAUUUUAAUAAUUUCUUAGAUGCUGAAUUUCUUGCUGUCCAUGUUCUCAUGUUGAAAAUAGUUCUCGGUGCCGUGUAGUCGACAUGCCUCCCAGGCCCUCUGGAGGACAACCCGGUCAUAUUGGACAAGGAGCAUGAGCCGCUUGUCCUCUUGUUCUUUGGAGUCAUGCGAAACACAUGUUUUGUAGUUUUAAAAGCUAAAUCUUAAGUCUCCUCUGACCAGAGCACCCAAAGGUUACGGUUUCUUGAUUAUUUUUUUCCCCCCCAAAGUGUGAUCCUGCUGUUGCUAUAAAAGAUGCCGAUAUUUGAGUCUUUUUAAUGUCUUUAUCUGACCUAACAGUGCGUGUGGACGGCUCUGUGUCACGUAGCAAAUAAUAGCUCAAAAAGGAGAAUAAGUACAGUACACCACCGCUUUAAAAUCAAUAUGUUCUCUACAAAUAUUUUUUUGUUUAUUUCUGCAUCAUCCACAAUUGUUAGGCUUAAGCCCCCUAAGAAAAGUUUUUGUGGGAAAAAAAAGACUGAACUUGUAUCUAUUUGUGCUGCUCCCGUUAUUUACCCAUGAUGCCUUUCUCAUGACGUAAUUGAUAUGUGUACUUUGUUGUUUUAUAUUGAUAUAUUUUAUAUUUGUUGGUUUUUGAUUUAUUUAUAUCAGGGCAAAGUCACCAACCCGUCCACCAUUUUGAGAGUUGUCGUCCUUCCCAUGACUCCUGGCGCCUUUUAUAACACAGGAUUUCCUCCUGAUCAUGUCAGAAAUGUCUUUAUCAUUGAGCUUUUCUUUUAAUAAUGUGACAUAUUAUCACCUAUACAGAUCUCGUGUCCAGUGUGGCAAAGGAAACCUGUAAUUGCUGGUUUGUUGGGCUUUUUAUUCAAGUAUGUUUGUCCUCCUUGCAGAUUUCUUUAAAACAUGGCUACUGAAACUGAGGAUGUUUUGUAAGCGUUUAUUCACUGACAGGUAAAACGCCUUCAUAUCGGUCCGACCUAACAGUUUGUUUAAAGAAACUUUAUAAGAAUGUAUCCUAAGCUCACAGGUUUUGAAGGUAAAUCUACAUUUAUCUACAUUAACAAACAUAUAUGCUGUUUUUGAUCUCAUGGAUAGAGUUUGAGUAUUCAUGAAUACAGCCAUGAAUGCUCAAUAACAUCUUGAGUCAUGAAUACAGACCAAAAGAUUGUGCCAUAUAUAGACAUUUCAGAUUUGUGCUGGUUUGGUUAGCAGCACCUUUCCAAUUUGGGUUUUAAACACAUAGUUUGGUAAAUAUCUUUUUUGUCAAUGCUACAAUACAAUGUAGUUAAAACUGUUUAGUUAUAUAAGGCUAAACUGGGAAUUGGGCUCUAAAGGGGCUAAAUCCAGACUUUCUGAAACACAUCAGUCCGUAUACUGCCAGCCACUAGAGGGCAGUGUGGCAAAGAAACUGAAAAAAAUACCUUUGUGUUUUUUCUUACUGUGAUAAACGUUCCGCUGAACACUGUCUCAUCCUCACUGUUUUUCUUCUCUAAUAAACAUAUUAACUUUAUA